GUUAAUAAAGAGAACAAGUGUUAGGUCUCUAGGGCGAGGGAGAGGAUUUAAGCAAGGCCACGUUUGUUUUUGACGCCUCUCAAACCCUUUUCCCUUCCUUCCCCAAUCUCUCUCUUUGCGACUUAGGGUUUUAGGGUAGCCUCGUCUCUGUUAUUUAAUCAAAACCUCUUCGGCAAUGAGCAGCGACAAGGAUAACUUCAACAUGGCCGAUCUUAACGCCUCUCUUAACGAAGAGGAUCGAGCUGGCCUUGUCAGUGUCCUCAAGAAUAAGCUUCAGAACCUAGCUGGCCAGCACUCUGAUGUUCUUGAGAACUUAGCUCCCAAAGUCAGGAAGCGUGUUGAGGUUCUCAGAGAGAUCCAGAGUCAGCAUGAUGAAUUGGAGGCAAAAUUUUUUGAGGAGAGAGCAGCACUUGAAGCCAAAUAUCAGAAACUGUACCAGCCUUUAUACACCAAGCGUUUCGAUAUUGUGAAUGGUGUUGUUGAAGCAGAAGGAGCUACUAAUGAAGCUGCAAUGGACCAAGAAGAGGAUAAGGCUGCUGAAGAGAAAGGAGUACCUGAUUUCUGGCUCACUGCAAUGAAAAAUAAUGAAGUGCUAGCUGAAGAGAUUACUGAGCGUGAUGAAGGAGCUCUCAAGUAUCUUAAAGACAUUAAGUGGUACAGGAUAGAGGAACCGAAAGGAUUCAAGCUUGAAUUUUAUUUUGACACCAAUCCUUUCUUCAAGAACUCUGUCUUGACGAAGACUUAUCACAUGAUUGAUGAAGAUGAACCUAUUCUUGAGAAAGCUAUUGGGACUGAGAUUGAAUGGCAUCCGGGAAAAUGCUUGACACAGAAGCUUCUUAAGAAGAAGCCUAAGAAGGGAUCAAAGAAUGCUAAGCCUAUCACUAAAACUGAAGAUUGUGAAAGUUUUUUCAAUUUUUUUAAUCCACCUCAAGUCCCUGAAGAUGAUGAAGACAUUGAUGAAGAUACUGCCGAGGAGCUUCAAAAUCAAAUGGAGCAAGAUUAUGAUAUUGGGUCAACCAUUAGAGACAAGAUUAUCCCCCAUGCUGUUUCAUGGUUUACAGGCGAGGCUAUUCAAGGGGAUGAGCUUGAAAUAGAAGAUGAUGAUGAAGAAGAUGAGGAUAUUGAUGAGGAUGAAGAGGAUGAGGGAGAGGAUGAGGAUGAGGAAGAGGAAGACGAUGAUGAUGAAGACGAUGAAGANUUGUCGUGUGGUGGAGCUGGGUUGCGAGAUUCAUAA
Pistacia vera is the source of this 1234-nucleotide messenger RNA. Its product is annotated as nucleosome assembly protein 1;2-like. The transcript is spliced from 10 exons. NCBI's taxonomy places the organism in Eukaryota, Viridiplantae, Streptophyta, Magnoliopsida, Sapindales, Anacardiaceae. The record is from RefSeq and is a predicted model, not a curated record. Gene Ontology annotation, cellular component: nucleus; chromatin. Gene Ontology annotation, molecular function: chromatin binding; histone binding. Gene Ontology annotation, biological process: somatic cell DNA recombination; nucleosome assembly. The coding region runs from base 176 to 1234 and encodes 352 amino acids.